GCAACUUCUGUAUUCAUCAUUGGUUUCAUCGCAGCUCCUCCAGUAGAUAUCGAUGGUAUCCGUGAGCCUGUUUCUGGUUCUCUUCUAUACGGAAACAACAUCAUUUCUGGUGCUAUCGUUCCUACUUCUGCAGCAAUCGGUAUGCACUUCUACCACUAUCUGGGAAGCUGCUUCCGUUGAUGAAUGGUUAUACAAUGGUGGUCCUUACCAACUAAAUCGUUCUUCACUUCCUUUUAGGUGUAGCUUCUUACAUGGGUCGUGAAUGGGAACUUAGCUUCCGUCUAGGUAUGCGUCCUUGGAUCGCUGUUGCAUACUCUGCUCCUGUUG
Closterium sp. NIES-67 is the source of this 327-nucleotide messenger RNA. The record is from the annotation of a GenBank genome assembly. Lineage: Eukaryota; Viridiplantae; Streptophyta; Zygnematophyceae; Desmidiales; Closteriaceae.